AUGAAUAAUCCCCACUCGGAGAUCUUACAAGUAUUAAUACAGAAAGUAUUUGAAGAUCCUUUAAAUAGGCAACAACGCUUAAUUCAAAUACAUGCCAUAUCUCAACACACAAGUCUUAGCUCGGUAAAACAGUUUUUAACAGAUCUGCUCUGCGACAAAUAUCAGGCACAAUAUGACAAGUAUCCUCAUUCUUGUUCGUUUAUUUCUUUAGUAGAUUAUCAUUUAAAUAAUUAUGAUCUCGUUUGCAAUAUUUCCCGUGGGAGAUUUUCUACUGAACAAAGUUUCGAGCAAUUGAAGUAUUUACCACUUCAAUCUAUCAUCAAAGACAACAAAUCUUCUUUAUUUGAUGAGUAUUUGCAAAUUUGUCAUCAUUAUUACACAUUACAAGAGCCGGCAGAAAACAUCAGAUAUUGGAAUACCAUAGGGAAAAUCACACACUAUUUACAAGAAUUUUUCAACUCGUCUGAGCCUCCGCAUGUCUUUUUCAAUAUAAAAAAUUGUAUCGAGACUUCCUUACAAAAUUGGUUUGAUAAUGGAAAUUCGAAAUCGUUUGCCAGUGUAUUAGUUAAUUGGAAGAAAUUGAAAAAUAUUUUCAAAUUAUGGUCAUUAGAAUAUGAAAUUGAUUCAGCUUUGCUGCUCCAUAAUUUGCCACUUAUCAUUGUAUCCCUGCAUCAGUAUAAUCUUACUCCAAAUGAUAUGACAAAUCUACUUUCAUUCUUCUAUCAAUUAUCUCCUACUACAAUACAGCUUUUCAUAGAAAAUAUCGUACCCACACUAAUCAAGCCAUAUUCGCCAUCGUCUUUCUCCCCUUUCAUUUCUCAACUAACCAAUUUCAACAAUCAUUCCCAAGAUCCUUUAUACUCACAAUUUAUAACAUAUCUCAAUCAAUAUCAUAAAGAUUUGAUUUCAACUUCAACAUCAUCUCUAUCCAUGAAAUUUUAUAAAGAUUUUUGGAAUUACCUCAUUGAAACAAACUCAUCAAGCUCCGUUAUUCAAUCUAUUCUUGUGAAUCAUACACCGGGUCCAUUGAAUUUUUUAAAUAAAUAUUUAAAACAAAAAUUAUUUAAAUGGGUUAUAUUCGAUUUGCAGAAUCAAAUUUCAAACAAAAAUGAACAAACUAUUUCAUCCUUGGCUACUCUUGAUCAAUUUUUCAAAAUGACAACAACCAACAACUCCCAAAUAAAUGAAUCGUUAUCUCAUUUACACAACUUAUUAACCACAAUCUAUCCACCGACGAUCUCAACCCAUUUCAAUUUCCAAUUCAAUCAAGUUAUUUUAUCCAAGGAUGAAAUGUUCUGGUUUGGUAAUGCUCAACCACUUUCCUCCCUCACCACUACUACCACCACAUUAUGGCCUACUGAUUCAAUGCAAGCAUUAUGGUUAAAUCUUCAAGAAACAUACACCAAAGAAUCCAAAAUUUUACAACUAUCAUCCAACUAUAAUAUUGUAGAAACAACAACACCAAUCACGCUCGUUUACAAAGAUUUACAAGGUCAAUUGCACAAAACGGAAAAUAUAGUUAUCAUCUCUAAUUUAUCAAUUGCGUCUAUUUUACUUUUAUUCAACACUACGGAUUCUAUCUCACUUUCCCAAUUGAAACUUAAAUUACAAAUAGAUUCAAAAGAGAAAUUUGAUUGUUUGAAAAAUGGGCUGAUCACUUUGCAACGAUCAAAAUUGUUGAAAUUCGAUACCAAUGGAUUGUAUUCAAUUCAAUUGCUUCUAUAUACAAAAAAAUUUCCAACAAAAAAAUACGUCAUCGCUUAA
Molecule: messenger RNA, 1764 nt
Organism: Henningerozyma blattae CBS 6284
Lineage: Eukaryota; Fungi; Ascomycota; Saccharomycetes; Saccharomycetales; Saccharomycetaceae
Exons: 1
Coding region: 1-1764 (587 amino acids)
Source: RefSeq, a predicted model, not a curated record